AUGGCAAUGAAUAGCACCCCACGAAUUGGUUACAACACCAACGACAGUGUUAGAUCUUUAAGCUGGAAUGAUGUCUCGGUGACCGUGAAACCACGCAGAGCGCAUUCACAAGACAUUCUAAGAAACGUCAGUGGCAUCGUUCAAGCCGGCGAGAUGAUGGCGAUCAUGGGACCCUCCGGAUCUGGUAAAUCGACACUUUUGAACGCUCUGAUGAAUAGGCAUAGCAACCGCUCGACGAAGAUAUCGGGCGGCCCUCGAAUCAACGGUCUGGAAGUGGAGGCGUCAUACAUGCACCAACUGUCGACGUACGUGGAACAGGACGACGCUCUUUGCGGAUCUUUGACAGUACAAGAGACGCUUCAGUUUGCGGCCCGCCUGUCGCUCAAGCUCAGUCCGGCCGACGAGCAGGCGCGUGUGAACUUUCUCCUGGACGCAUUCGGACUGAGCCAUCACGCCGGGACAAUUGUGGGCACUGCGGUUAGGAAAGGAAUCUCCGGAGGGCAGAAACGACGGGUCAGCAUUGCCGCACAAUUAAUUACAGGUCCUAAAAUCAUUCUCCUCGAUGAACCAACAUCUGGCCUGGACUCACAAGCAGCAUUUGAGAUCGUCAAGCUCGUGAAAAGAAUUACCAUGGAGUACAAGCCUUCAACGGCAAUCUAUGAGAUGUUCGACAAGAUUCUGCUGCUGACGCACGGCGUCACAGCAUUUAACGGAAGCAUCGCCGAAGUGCAACCAUAUUUUCGCGCCGUGCAAAGUCCUGUCCCCCCAUUCACUAAUCCUGCUGAGCACAUUCUUGCGUACGCAAAUACAGGUUUUGGGCAGACUUUACCUGUCGUACGGAAUGCAUGGUUGAGAUCGUCGCAGAUCCAGACGACCAACACGGAAAUGGAGUAUGCAAAUGUCAAAGCUUCAAUUGAGCCGCAGGUGCCGGAUCAACAGUCCUACGUCCGGCCGGGAUUCGUGGUGAUCACGAAAACUUUGAUCCAUCGGGCUUUCAUCAAAUCAUACCGGGACGUGGUGGCCUAUGGCAUCCGCAUGGCCAUGUAUCUUGGCCUGGCGAUCAUGAUGGGGACCAUAUGGAUUCGACUGCGCCCAGUGCAGGAGAACAUCCAAGCUCUCACCAACGCCAUUUUCUUCAGCGGCGCAUUCAUGUCGUUCAUGGCGGUUGCCUACAUCCCGGCCUUUCUCGAAGACCGCGCGCUUUUUACUAGAGAACGCGGAAACGGCCUGUACGGACCUACUCCAUUCGUUAUUGCCAACUUCCUCACGGGCGUCCCCUACCUGCUGGCUAUUGCGCUCGUCUUUUCCCUCGUUGUCUAUUGGCUGUGUAACUUCAAUCCGACGGGACACUCUUUUAUUAUCUGGACCCUCUGGCUCUUCCUCGACCUCCUUGCAGCGGAGUCGCUGGUCAUACUUAUCAGCUCGUCGGUACCUGUCUUUAUCGUGGCAUUGGCCGGGACUGCGUUCGCGAAUGGGCUGUGGAUGUGUACAGGUGGGUUCCUCGUUCGCCCUCAGACGUUGAAUCCAUUCUGGCGGUACUUGUUCCACUAUAUCGACUACCAGUCCUACGUAUUCCAAGGCAUGAUGGUCAACGAGUUUGGAGACCGAAAUUAUUCUUGUGCAGCGCAGGAAGUGGGCCGCUGCUCAUGCAUUUAUCGUACAGAGCUAGAGGAAGAGUGUUUGAUUGCUGGACGAGGUGUGUUGGAGCAGUACGGAUACGACGAUCGUCAGACUGGGACUUGGGCGGCAAUCUUGAUCACAAUAAUCGUUGUCUAUCGAGUCUUAGCAUGGGUAGUGUUGUGGGUUCGCCGGCGUUGA
Molecule: messenger RNA, 1818 nt
Organism: Zasmidium cellare ATCC 36951
Lineage: Eukaryota; Fungi; Ascomycota; Dothideomycetes; Mycosphaerellales; Mycosphaerellaceae
Exons: 3
Coding region: 1-1818 (605 amino acids)
Cellular component (GO): membrane
Molecular function (GO): ATP hydrolysis activity; ATP binding; ABC-type transporter activity
Source: RefSeq, a predicted model, not a curated record